AUGCCCAAACCCAAAGAAAAAGAAAAACAAAAGAAAGACCGCGUCGAAUUCCACUUCUCCAACUGGCUCGUCGGCGGCUCCCUGCUCAGCGUCACCAGCAGCGAUGGCAAGACGGUGCGCGGGAAGAAGGUGAUUAUUACGGAGUCCCGACGAGGUUCUGCACAGGCGAAGUCCAAGUCGACGUCCAAGUCCAAGGAGAAAGAUUCAAGUUCAAGCUCUGAGAAAGAUGAGAAAGAUGAGAAGAAAGAGGAGGUUGUUGUUGCUGUGGUUACUUCGACUCCUGCUCCUGCUCCGGUGGUUACUCCUGCUCCAGCUCCAGAGGUACCGAUCGAGGCUGUAGUCGAGAAGAAAAAUGAAGAACCGACGGUAGAGCCGGCUCCUCAACCCCCCACCACCGCAACCCCCCCAGAGAGCUCGAAGAAAGACGAAGAAGCUGCGAAGCCCGCAGAGGAAAAAGUGAAAGCCAUCUCGGAGCCUCAAAACCCCAAUGAAGCAGCCCAAGCAGCUGAGGAGAAGAAGACGGAGUCUGUCGCAACACCCGUGGAGGAGCCGAAGAAAGAUGAGGAGGUGAGAAUAUAUAAAGGAGAUUUUCCUUUGCUUUUUUUUUUUUUUUUUNUUUGAGAGAGAGAGAGAGAGAGAGAUUUUGAAAAGCUUUCUUGGAUGAUGAGAAUCUGGAUUCUUGGAUCGGAGCUUGGACUUUGACUUGAUCGAUCUAUGAGCCUAUCAGCUCAUGAGAAUUGCUACUUCCUGCCUCUUCCUCAUUUCUUCAAGUAAAUAAUAUGCUAACCCAGCUUCUCAUAGGUCCCAACCGUCCCCUCCCCACCAGCCGCCACCACCGAACCAAAACCCACCUCCCCAACAACCGCAAAAUCCACACUCCCAUCUUCAUCCUCAUCCUCAAAGUUCACCCCCGAACAAGACGCCAAAAUCCUGUCCAUGAAAAAAGACAACAAAUCAUGGAAAGAGAUCCUCGCCGAGCUAGGCGGAAACAUCGCGAAGAAGGAACUGAUUAACCGGUUCAAAGAGUUGAGUACUGAGAAAGGUGGUAGCGGAGUGGCAACUACGACUACGACGCCAUCGGUUAAGGGUUCUGAGACUGCGGCGGAGAAGAAGGAUGAGGAACUGGAAAAGGGAGAGAGUGACAAAGAGAAGAAUGCUGGGGAUGGGGAUGGGGAGGUGGAAGUGGUGCUUGAGAUGUUUGGUGGAUUAGGCGAGGAUGAUAAGACGUUUGAGGAAGUUGAGAAGGAGAAAGCAAGCACCAAGGAGACAGGCAAAGAGAAAGAGAAAGACAAAAGUAGGGGAAAACCUCACGAUCACCACCACAGAAAACCCGCAAAACAAAACACCCCCUCAACCAACAAACACCCCAAACCCACACCCCCAGCCCCUCGACCAACCCCCAAAUCCCCGCCACCACCACGCACUACUAUCAUUGAAGACGACGACGACGACGACUGUCCCUGUCCCUUCUGCACACGCGAAAAGAACCGCGCAAGAGAGCUCGCAAAAGCCGCUGCUGAGUACUACGAGGCAUCACGGGAGUAUCUUGAGGCGUCGCGAUUUCAUGGAUCGUCAUCAUCACCCCAACAACACACAUUCCACCAAGAUCAAUCAAAGGUUCGAGAAAAAGAGAAAGGAAAGGGAGAAGGUAAAGAGAGAGGAGGGGAGGAAGCAAAAGAACCCUUCACAGGCCUGAAACCCGUUAGAGGCGUCUGGUCGGAAGAAGACUGCGCGGUCCUGGAUGAGUUGCGAAGAAGAUAUGCGGAGGAGAAGUGGUUGCGUGUUCAGGCUGCUUUUUUCAAUUGGACGGGUCGGAUGGUGGAUGCGAGCAUUAUUGAGAAUAAGUUCAGGCAGGAUGGGUAUGAGGGUUGA
Hymenoscyphus albidus is the source of this 1872-nucleotide messenger RNA. Lineage: Eukaryota; Fungi; Ascomycota; Leotiomycetes; Helotiales; Helotiaceae. The record is from the annotation of a GenBank genome assembly.